This is a messenger RNA of Brassica rapa (field mustard), 2600 nucleotides long. Its product is annotated as alkane hydroxylase MAH1. Gene Ontology annotation, molecular function: monooxygenase activity; oxidoreductase activity, acting on paired donors, with incorporation or reduction of molecular oxygen; heme binding. NCBI's taxonomy places the organism in Eukaryota, Viridiplantae, Streptophyta, Magnoliopsida, Brassicales, Brassicaceae. The record is from RefSeq and is a predicted model, not a curated record.
AUAAAAUUAUUAUAUUUGGCAUAAUUAUACAAACAUUUAAAUAUGUGAGUAAUAUUAAAAAUAUAUAAUAAUUAUGUAAAACAAAUGUCUACAUAUAUAAAUGUGAAAAUAUAUAUCCGCACGGUUGUGCGGGUGGAAAUCUAGUUUAUUUAUUAAGUCUUAACCAAACUAAAACUUAAAUUCAAAAUAUUAAGAACAAAUGUAUUAAAAUCUGAAGAGAUUUUGGCUUUGCUUGAUAAUUGGAUCCGAAACUGAUUCGAGAAAACGAAUACACAAUUUCAUAAAUCACAUGAUACAUAUAUUAUUUCACUUAAAAAUUAAGCGACCAAAUGUGACGAUAAUCCGAAUUCCGAAUGCUGACUUCUAAAUUAUGUGUAUGCAAACAAAGAUUAUAUACGACAUGCUCACAUGCACAUGACAGCCUGUUUCUCUUAGUUGCUUGCAUAAGAAGAAACAAAUUUCGUAUCUACCUUAAUGAGAGCACGUUCUCUUUAUGUAUCUUGCGGACGUACUUAGUGCGGCCAGCAGUUGAUUACUGAUUCAUUAAGCAAAUUUUAUGUAUAUGUAUAAUGUAUUAGGAACACAUGACGUAAUCCCAUUAAGUAUAUAAUAAACCAAAUUUAUUUUAUUAAUUAACCCUAAUUAUAUUAAGAUUAUUCACUUAAAUACAUAUAGUUUUUAGUAUGCCAUUCUAAAUUAUUUUGUUUUUAAUUUUAAUUUUAGAUGUAUGAAUCUAUAAAACUAUAUAAUAUCAACAAUAAAUUUUUGAUUCAUGGGUUAGAAGUAAUUUCUUUUUGAAACUUACACUAUAAGUGAUUUAUGACAAAACUUUAUAACUACUUAUGAGUGUGCAACUGUCAAACUUUGAUAAUACGAUUCCUACAAAAAUAAUUAAAUACAAUUGGUUUAAGUCAUUUCAAACAUUAUAUACCGCAAACGAGUUGUUCUUGGAUGUCACACUCAUAUGAAAAAAAGAACCAUCAGUUUUAUAGGCCAAGAAAACAACCCCUUGUGUACUAUGGCGAUGAUCAUUGGCUUACUUGACAUCAUCAUAGCAUUCAUUUUCUUCCUCGUCUUGUAUUGUCUUUUCCGCCACAUGAGAACUCAAACGCCUUUCCUCACAAACUGGCCAGUCCUUGGGAUGCUUCCGGGUCUGCUCCUCCAAAUUCAUCGUAUCCACGACUGGCUCACCCAGGUUCUUGAGGCGGCCAAUAUGACGUUUCGUUUUAAAGGACCAUGGCGUAGUGGAACAGACAUAUUGGUCACUGUUGAUCCAGUGAAUGUCCACUACAUUCUAAGUUCACAUUUCGUUAAUUACCCCAAAGGUGAGGAGUUUCAGAAGAUUUUUGAAUUCUUGGGAGAUGGGAUAUUCAACGUUGAUUCAGGUUUAUGGGAGGAUAUGAGAAACUCAUCUCAUGCCAUUUUUAGCAAUAAAGAUUUCCAAAGUUUUUCGGUGAGCACAAGCGUAAGCAAAUUAAGACAAGGCCUUGUUCCAGUUCUUGAAAACGCUUAUGAGAAAAACAUCCUUGUCGACUUGCAAGAUUUGUUCCAGAGAUUCUUGUUCGACACAUCUUCAAUUUUGAUGACCGGGUAUGAUCCAAGAAGCCUCUCCAUUGAGAUGCCCAAGGUUGAGUUUUGUGCAGCCGUGGAAGGAGUUGUAGAUGGGAUUUUCUAUAGACAUAUCAAGCCGGUUUUCUUGUGGAAGCUCCAAAACUGGAUCGGUGUAGGAAUAGAGAAGAAGAUGAGAAAAGGUAUUGAGGUUUUCGAUCGAUUGUUAGGGAAGAUCAUAUCGGUUAAACGCGAGGAGAUUAAAAAUCAUGGGAAAGGAGAUGCCAUGGACAUAUUAACGUAUUACAUGACCAUAAAUAGGGAGAAAUAUAAACUCUUGAAACCGAGUGAUGAUAAGUUCAUGAGAGACAUUCUUUUGGGGUUUCUAUUAGCGGGAAGAGACACAGUAAGCUCAGCUCUCACUUGGUUUUUCUGGCUUCUCUCCAAGAACCCUGAAGCAACGGCCAAGAUCCGAGACGAGAUCAACAAGAAGAUGCCAGUGUUUGACCCAACAGAGUUACACAAGCUUGUGUAUCUAGAAGGCGCCGUGUGUGAGGCGCUAAGGCUAUACCCACCAGUCCUAUUUAACCACAAGUCACUGGCGAAGCCAGACGUGCUUCCAAGCGGGCAUAGAGUUGAUGAGAGCUGGAAGAUAGUAAUCAGUAUUUAUGCAUUGGGAAGGAUGAAAUCUGUUUGGGGAGAUGACGCAGAAGAGUUCAGACCAGAGAGAUGGAUCUCAGACAGCGGAACGUUGAGACAUGAGCCUUCGUAUAAGUUCUUGGCGUUUAGCUCUGGUCCAAGAACUUGCUUGGGAAAGAAGUUAACGUUCUUGCAGAUAAAGACAGUGGCUGUGGAAAUCAUACGAAAGUAUGACUUUAAGGUCAUUGAAGGGCACAAACCCAAACCAGUUUCUUCUGUUCUUCUUCGCAUGCAAGAUGGUCUCAAAGUGAGUGUUACUAAGAUCUAGUGAUAUUUAAUUUAUCUGUUAAUAGUAAAGGAAAAUAAAAGGUCCAUUGGUAAAAUAACAAAAAAAAAAAUUGACAAUAAAUAAA